Sorex araneus (European shrew) is the source of this 9381-nucleotide messenger RNA. RefSeq names its product calcium voltage-gated channel subunit alpha1 E (gene CACNA1E). NCBI's taxonomy places the organism in Eukaryota, Metazoa, Chordata, Mammalia, Eulipotyphla, Soricidae. Gene Ontology annotation, molecular function: high voltage-gated calcium channel activity; calcium ion binding. Bases 215 to 7063 code for a protein of 2282 amino acids. The transcript has 49 exons. Gene Ontology annotation, cellular component: membrane; voltage-gated calcium channel complex; neuronal cell body. Gene Ontology annotation, biological process: chemical synaptic transmission; calcium ion import across plasma membrane. The record is from RefSeq and is a predicted model, not a curated record.
CCCCUUCGCCCCUGCUCGCCCCCCGCGCCCCUGCGCCCCUGCUCGCCUCCCCCUGCGCCCCUGUCCACCUCCCCGCCGCCUCCCGCGCCCCUGCUCGCCUCCCCUCGCCCCCCAGCGCGGCGUGGGGAUGUCCCGGGGACUCUAGCCCGCGCCCCGCUCUCGCCAGCGCGGGAUCCACCCGGUCCCAGAGCGAUGCCCCGCGGUGGUCCCCGACAUGCGCGGACUGAGCCCCUGCCCCGCGGCGGACAGCCCUGAGCCAGGGGUCGCGAGCCCCCGGCCCGCGCUGAGCCCGGCGCACGCGGAGGCCGAAGGCGCGCUCAGCCCUGACGUGAUGCGGCGCCGGCGCGGGGGCCUCGUGGAGCAGCGCGACGUGGUCCGCGCGCACCAGGCGCACAAGCUGCAGAGCACCCCGCAGGCGCGCCGGCGCGAGUGGGAGAUGGCUCGCUUCGGGGAGGCGGCGGCGGUGGUGGCCAGGCCCGGCUCGGGCUCGGGCGACUCGGACCAGAGCCGGAACCGGCCGGGGACCCCGGUGCCGGCCGCGGGCUCGGCGGCCGCGUACAAGCAGACGAAGGCGCAGCGCGCUCGGACCAUGGCCCUGUACAACCCCAUCCCCGUCCGGCAGAACUGCUUCACCGUCAACCGCUCCCUCUUCAUCCUCGCCGAGGAGAACAUCGUGCGCAAAUACGCCCGCAAGCUCACCGAUUGGCCGCCCUUCGAGUACAUGAUCCUGGCCACCAUCAUCGCCAACUGCAUCGUCCUGGCCCUGGAGCAGCACCUCCCAGAGGACGACAAGACGCCCAUGUCCAGGAGGCUGGAGAAGACGGAGCCAUAUUUCAUCGGCAUCUUCUGCUUUGAGGCGGGCAUCAAGAUCGUGGCCCUGGGCUUCAUCUUCCACAAGGGCUCCUACCUGCGCAACGGCUGGAACGUCAUGGAUUUCAUCGUGGUCCUCAGCGGGGGCUUCCAGGGCCGUCACUCCAAGGGCUGGGAGUUCUACAGUGGGAAGCUGCACCGCGCCUGCUUCACCAACACCUCCGGGAUCCUGGAAGGGUUCGACCCCCCUCACCCCUGCGGCGUGCAGGGCUGCCCCGCGGGCUACGAGUGCCGGGACUGGAUCGGGCCCAACGACGGCAUCACGCAGUUCGACAACAUCCUGUUCGCCGUGCUCACCGUGUUCCAGUGCAUCACCAUGGAGGGCUGGACCACCGUGCUCUACAACACCAACGAUGCCUUAGGUGCCACCUGGAACUGGCUCUACUUCAUCCCCCUCAUCAUCAUCGGUUCCUUCUUCGUGCUCAACCUCGUCCUGGGGGUCCUGUCUGGGGAGUUCGCCAAGGAGAGAGAGCGCGUGGAGAACCGGAGGGCCUUCAUGAAGCUGCGGCGCCAGCAGCAGAUCGAGCGGGAGCUCAACGGCUACCGGGCCUGGAUCGACAGGGCAGAGGAGGUCAUGCUGGCUGAGGAGAACAAGAACGCAGGGACCUCAGCCUUGGAAGUGCUCCGCAGGGCCACCAUCAAGAGGAGUCGGACGGAGGCCAUGACCCGGGACGCCAGCGACGAGCACUGUGUGGACAUCUCCUCUGUGGGCACGCCCCUGGCCCGCGGCAGCAUCAAGGGCGCCAAGGUGGACGGCGCGUCGUACCUGCGCCACAAGGAGCGGCGCCUGCGCAUCUCCAUCCGCCACACCGUCAAGUCCCAGGCCUUCUACUGGACCGUGCUGGGCCUGGUGGCGCUCAACACCGCCUGCGUGGCCAUCGUGCACCACAACCAGCCACCCUGGCUCACGCACCUGCUCUACUACGCGGAGUUCCUGUUCCUGGGCCUCUUCCUGCUGGAGAUGAGCCUGAAGAUGUACGGGCUGGGGCCACGCCUCUACUUCCACUCGUCCUUCAACUGCUUCGACUUCGGGGUCACCGUGGGCAGCAUCUUCGAGGUGGUCUGGGCCAUCUUCCGCCCCGGCACGUCCUUCGGCAUCAGCGUGCUGCGCGCCCUGCGGCUUCUCCGGAUAUUCAAGAUCACCAAGUACUGGGCGUCCCUGCGGAACCUGGUGGUGUCCUUGAUGAGUUCCAUGAAAUCCAUCAUCAGCCUCCUCUUCCUCCUCUUCCUCUUCAUCGUGGUCUUCGCCCUCCUGGGGAUGCAGCUGUUUGGGGGCAGGUUCAACUUCAACGACGGGACGCCGUCGGCGAACUUCGAUACCUUCCCCGCGGCCAUCAUGACCGUGUUCCAGAUCCUGACGGGCGAGGACUGGAACGAGGUGAUGUACAACGGCAUUCGCUCCCAGGGCGGCGUGAGCUCGGGCAUGUGGGCCGCAGUCUACUUCAUCAUCCUCACCCUCUUCGGCAACUACACGCUGCUGAACGUGUUCUUGGCCAUCGCUGUGGACAACCUGGCGAACGCCCAGGAGCUGACCAAGGACGAGCAGGAGGAGGAGGAGGCGUUCAACCAGAAACACAUGCUGCAGAAGGCCAAGGAGGUCAGCCCCAUGUCCGCGCCCAACAUGCUGGCCCUCGAAAGGAGGCGACGCCAUCACAUGUCGAUGUGGGAGCCGCGCAGCAGGCACUUGAGGGAGCGGCGCCGGCGGCACCACAUGUCCGUGUGGGAGCAGCGCACGAGCCAGCUGCGCAGGCACAUGCAGAUGUCCAGCCAGGAGGCCCUGAACAAGGACGACGGCCCGCCCAUGAACCCCCUGAACCCCCUCAACCCGCUGAGCCCCCUCAACCCGCUCAAUGCCCACCCCAGCCUGUACCGGAGGCCCCCCCGGGCCGUCGAGGGCCUGGGGCGCUGCGAGGAGGAGCGCGGCAGCCGCGGGGGGUCCCUCAAGGUGGGCUUCGGGGACCGGCCGCACAGCCCGCUGGCCCUGGGCAGGCGGGAGCCGCCGUGGCUGGCCCGGCCAUGCCUGGGGAACUGCGAGGCGGCCCCGGUGGAGGCUGGCGGCGGCAGCGGCGGCAGCGGGGGCAGCUCGGAGCCCACCGUGACCUUCGAAGACCGGGCCCGGCACCGCCAGAGCCAGCGGCGCAGCCGGCACCACCGCCGCGUGCGGUUGGAGGGCCGCGAGCCCGCGUCCAGCUCCCGCAGCCGCUCGGCCAGCCAGGAGCGCAGCCUGGACGAGGCGGGACCCCCGGCCGACGGGGAGCCCCACGGCGGCAAGCAGCCCCCGAUCCAGGAGGAGGAGAGAGGCCAGGACUUGAGGCGGACCAACAGCCUGAUGGUGGCCGGGGGCGCCGGGCUGGGCCGGGCCCUGGAGGACGCCGAGAACCCGCUGCUGCCGCCGCCGGCCGAGCUGGAGGUGGGCAGGGACGCGGAGCCCGAGGCGGAGGGCAGCAGCGAGCAGGCCCUGCUGGCCGACGUGCAGCUGGACAUCGGCCGCGGCAUUAGCCACAGCGAGCCCGACCUGUCGUGCGCCACCAGCCCCACGGACAAGGCCGGCACCGAGAGCACCAGUGUCGCCGUAGCCAUCCCCGACGUGGGCCCCUUGGUGGAGUCCACCGUGGUGCACAUGAGCAACAAGACGGACGGGGAGGCCAGCCCCCUGAAGGAGGCCGAGAUCCCGGAGGAGGAGGACGAGGAGGACGAGGAGGGGGCGGAGAAGAAGAAGAAGAAGAAGAAGAAAGAGAAGCGGGAGCCGGGCAAGGCCAUGGUCCCUCAUAGCUCCAUGUUCAUCUUCAGCACCACCAACCCGAUCCGCCGGGCCUGCCACUACAUCGUCAACCUGCGCUACUUCGAGAUGUGCAUCCUGCUGGUCAUCGCGGCCAGCAGCAUCGCCCUGGCCGCCGAGGACCCCGUCCUCACCAACUCGGAACGCAACAGGGUCCUGCGCUACUUCGACUAUGUCUUCACCGGCGUGUUCACUUUCGAGAUGGUCAUUAAGAUGAUCGACCAGGGCCUGAUUCUGCAGGACGGCUCCUACUUCCGGGACCUGUGGAACAUUCUGGACUUCGUGGUGGUGGUCGGCGCCUUGGUGGCCUUCGCUCUGGCCACCAACAAGGCCCGCGACAUCAAGACCAUCAAGUCGCUUCGGGUGCUUCGGGUGCUGCGGCCGCUCAAGACCAUCAAACGGCUGCCCAAGCUCAAGGCCGUGUUCGACUGCGUGGUCACGUCCCUGAAGAACGUCUUCAACAUCCUCAUCGUCUACAAGCUCUUCAUGUUCAUCUUCGCCGUCAUCGCUGUGCAGCUGUUCAAGGGCAAGUUCUUCUACUGCACCGACAGCUCCAAGGACACGGAGAAGGAGUGCAUAGGCAACUACGUGGACCACGAGAAGAACAAGAUGGAGGUGAAGGGCCGCGAGUGGAAACGACACGACUUUCAUUACGACAACAUCGUCUGGGCGCUGCUGACGCUCUUCACCGUGUCCACGGGCGAGGGCUGGCCGCAGGUCCUGCAGCACUCAGUGGACGUGACGGAGGAGGACCGCGGCCCGAGCCGCAGCAACCGCAUGGAGAUGUCCAUCUUCUACGUGGUCUACUUCGUGGUCUUCCCCUUCUUCUUCGUCAACAUCUUCGUGGCCCUCAUCAUCAUCACGUUCCAGGAGCAGGGCGACAAGAUGAUGGAGGAGUGCAGCCUGGAGAAGAACGAGCGGGCCUGCAUCGACUUCGCCAUCAGCGCCAAGCCGCUCACACGCCACAUGCCGCAGAACCGCCACACCUUCCAGUACCGCGUGUGGCAGUUCGUGGUGUCCCCGUCCUUCGAGUACACCAUCAUGGCCAUGAUCGCCCUCAACACCGUCGUGCUCAUGAUGAAGUACUACUCGGCCCCCUGCACCUACGAGCUGGCCCUCAAGUACCUGAACAUCGCCUUCACCAUGGUCUUCUCCCUCGAGUGCGUCCUCAAGGUCAUCGCCUUCGGCUUCCUGAACUAUUUCCGCGACACCUGGAACAUCUUCGACUUCAUCACGGUCGUCGGCAGCAUCACGGAGAUCAUCCUCACCGACAGCAAGCUGGUGAACACGAGCGGCUUCAACAUGAGCUUCCUGAAGCUGUUCCGGGCGGCGCGGCUCAUCAAGCUGCUGCGCCAGGGCUACACCAUCCGCAUCCUGCUCUGGACCUUCGUGCAGUCCUUCAAGGCCCUGCCCUACGUCUGUCUGCUCAUCGCCAUGCUCUUCUUCAUCUACGCCAUCAUCGGCAUGCAGGUGUUCGGAAACAUCAAACUGGACGAGGAGAGUCACAUCAACCGCCACAACAACUUCCGGAGCUUCUUCGGGUCCCUCAUGCUGCUGUUCAGGAGCGCCACGGGCGAGGCGUGGCAGGAGAUCAUGCUGUCGUGCCUGGGCGAGAAGGGCUGUGAGCCCGACACCAGCGCCCCCGCCGGACCCCCGGGCCAGGAGCGCUGCGGCACCGACCUGGCCUACGUCUACUUCGUGUCCUUCAUCUUCUUCUGCUCCUUCCUGAUGCUCAACCUGUUCGUGGCCGUCAUCAUGGACAACUUUGAGUACCUGACGCGCGACUCGUCCAUCCUGGGCCCGCACCACCUGGACGAGUUCGUCCGCGUCUGGGCCGAGUACGACCGCGCUGCCUGCGGCCGCAUCCAUUACACUGAGAUGUACGAGAUGCUGACCCUCAUGUCGCCCCCGCUGGGCCUCGGCAAGCGCUGCCCCUCCAAGGUGGCCUACAAGAGGCUGGUGCUCAUGAACAUGCCGGUGGCCGAGGACAUGACGGUGCACUUCACGUCCACGCUCAUGGCGCUCAUCCGCACGGCGCUGGACAUCAAGAUCGCCAAAGGCGGCGCCGACCGGCAGCAGCUGGACUCGGAGCUUCAGAAGGAGACGCUGGCCAUCUGGCCCAACCUGUCCCAGAAGAUGCUGGAUCUCCUGGUGCCCAUGCCAAAAGCGUCCGACCUGACCGUGGGCAAGAUCUACGCGGCCAUGAUGAUCAUGGACUACUACAAGCAGAGCAAGGUCAAGAAGCGGCAGCUGGAGCUGGAGGAGCAGAAAAACGCGCCCAUGUUCCAGCGCAUGGAGCCAUCGUCGCUGCCGCAGGACAUCGUGGCCAACGCCCGCGCCCUCCCCUACCUGCAGCAGGACCCGGGGCCCGGCCUGAGCGGCUACGUGUCGGCAAGCCCCCUGUCGCCGCAGGAGCUGUUCCAGCUGGCCUGCAUGGAGCCGGCCGACGACGGGCAGCUGCGGGAGGAGGACGCUCUGGAGCCCGCGGGUAGUGCAUUAGGCAGCGGGCAGCCCUGUCCCCUCGGCCACCUCCCUGCGGACGCGCUGCAGCCGGCGGGAUCCGGGAAGGCGUCCUCUAUGCCACGCCUGACCGUGGGUCCCCAGGUGCUGGACUCCAGCCCCAUGCGCCGCUCCUUCUCCACCAUCCGCGACAAGCGCUCGGGCGCGUCCUGGCUGGAGGAGUUCUCCAUGGAGCGCAGCAGCGAGAACACCUACAAGUCCCGGCGCCGCAGCUACCACGCGUCCCUGCGGCUCUCGGCGCAGCGACUGCACGCCGACACGGGACACAAGUCCGAGAGCCACCGCGCGGGCCGGGAGCGGGGCCGCUCCAAGGAGCGCCGGCACCUGCUGUCCCCCGACGUGUCCCGCUGUAACUCAGAGGAGCGCACCCAGGCCGACGACGACAACGGGGACUCGCCCGAGCACCGGCCGUCCCGCUCGCCCAGCGAGGGCCGAGAGGCCACCCCCAGCAGACAGGGCACCGGCUCGCUCAGCGAAAGCUCCAUCCCCUCCGUGUCGGACAACAGCACCCCGAGACGCAGCCGGCGGCAGCUGCCCCCGGUGCCCCCGAAGCCGCGGCCGCUCCUGUCCUACAGCUCGGCCCAGGGCAGCCGGGAGGGCUCCCCGCAGGCGGCGGCGGUGGCCGGCGCGCCCGCCUCGCCGCAGCGCUACAUCUCGGAGCCGUACCUAGCGGGCCAGGAGGACACGCAGGCCUCGGAUUGCGGCGAGGAGGAGACGCUGACCUUCGAGGCGGCCGUGGCCACCAGCCUGGGCCGUGCCAACACCAUCGGCUCGGCGCCGCCGCUACGGCACGGCUGGCAGAUGCCCAACGGCCACUACCGGCGGCGGCGGCGCGGGGCCCCGGGGCCGGCCGGGGACGUGCUGAGCGACACAGAGGAGGACGACCGAUGCUAGAGCCGAGCGCUGUGCCCCCUGCAUGCUCGAGACCACGACGCCGCGCCCUCCCGGGGGCCGCACCCCCCUCUUGCUCCAUUGCGCGCACGCACGCACACAGCGGGCAGCGGGGACCCCCGCGGGGACACGCCCCCCGCCCCCUCCCGGGCCCCACGCGGCCGCAGCAGGACGGAUGGAGCCGGCCAAGCCAUCCAUCGCCCUGCGCUGUGGACACCGCGGCGGGGCCUGCUGUGGGCGCUGUCGCCGCCGGGGCUCAGCCCGCGUCGGGGUCACUCGCAAAUAUACCUCAGCUUCGACCGGCUGCCCCGGGGCCCUCCCCGGCCGUCCCGGCGCGGGCAGUGCAGGCUCUGGGUUCUAGAUUGUUCUCUGGGUGCCCCCUCCUCCCCCGGCCCCGGCUGGCAGGUGCUGGGCCUGGAACAGUGGAACAGGUCCGUCUGCUUUGCCGGGACCCCGCCGGGUAGACGCCCACCUCUGCCCAGCGAGAGUACCGCCCCGGGCCCCCUGGCGGACAGGGCUGUGCUGUGGCCGUGUGGCCCCCCGCCCCGUUCCCAAGGCGCCUGGCUCUCGAGGGCAGGGCUGGGACCCGCCCAGCGUCCCCACCCCGGCGAGCAAGCUCCUUGGAGAAGUGCCCCGCCCCUGCACUGACCAUAAAGGCCACUCUGCUCUCCGCCGCUGGCCCCCGAGUGUUUCUUGAGGGGCCUGGCCUGCCGCCCGCCUCGGGUCUCCCUCCUCGCCUGGGAGCACUGUCCGGCGAGUCCCGGUUGGACCUGAGUGAGACAGAGGUCACUCGGGGGAGAGCCCACGCCAAAGACACCAGGCCUGGGGGCCGCCCGGUGGGCGGGGCACACCCCAGACUGCUCCCCGCUUCCUCCUGCUCCCCGCCAAGUGCUAUUUGGGCGCCGGCCAGCAUGCCCGCCCCCCCACCCCACCCAACAAGCCAUGGACUGGACAUGCGUUCUCAAAGCUCGAACCCGCUCCCAGGAGAUGGAUGACCCAAGCGAGCUGGAUUGCAGGGGCAAGGGAGGGAGGGAGGGAGGGGUCUAGCUUUGGGGGUGGUCUCGCAGGCGACACACCUGCUCUGGCCCCGCGGUGGCCCGAGGGUCCGUCUAGGCUGACCCCCCCCUCGCAGCGACGCUGGGACCCGGAGCCGCGGACUCGCACUCGGAGGAGAGAAACGGUGACGGAGUUUGCGUCGCAUCUGGGACGUGGGAAGCGCCGGCUCACUCCCGCCUCCCGCGUUACUUGUGCCUUCAGCCUGAGUGGUCAGCGGCUGCCUGCGGCCGCCGGGGUCUUGGCUCCGCCCCUGCCUAAUGCCCCGGUUCCCCUCGCAGCGCCCUGAUGCAGGGGUCACUUCCGGCGGGGCCCCGUCCCGUCCACUGCAGCCUCCUAUCCCCGCCGGGCACUUGCGAGUCCUCCCUGAACAGUGCUCGGCAACUUGCUCCGGGCCCCAGUGCUCCGUGAGAGAGGGCCGGGCAGAUGCACGGCCACGUCCAGCCGGCGCCGUUUCCGUUUCCUCCGUGGGAGACACCACGGGCGCGUGUCCAAGUGAAGGGGAUGCCAGAAGGGCGUGACCAGGAAGCAGGAGCCCCCCCGGGGCCCCAGGGCCGCUGGCCGGUGGCAUCGGGGAGGCGCCCUGCAGAGCGGAGCCCCCCCGAGCAUCUGAACUGCGUCAGGAAUCAUGGCAUGACCCACGGGAGAGGGUCCCGGGCACCAGGGAGGACGCCCAAAGGGGGGGGCGUGAAGUGGCCAAAAUUACCCCCAGCCCAGGGGGGCGCCGCUCGGGUCCCUUCUGCUCGGGUGCAAAGCCAGGCCGGGAGGGAGGAGAAGGGGACAGAGGUGGAGACGCCCCAGCACGUGGCCGUGAUCCACCUUCACGGGGGUGGGGGAGGGGAUGCAGUUGCCCGAAGCUGGACUCACCCCACAGUGCUCUCCUACCCGGGCAGGGCGGUUGAAGGUGGCAGAUGGACAGACGGAGGCUGGACUUUGCAGGAGCCCCGGGGCGGGGAGAGGAGGGGGCUUGGCUGGGAGUCAGCGGCGCGGGGGGGCUGUCCCUGGGACGGGGGGGCUCAAAAGAAAAGACCACCAGGAAGAAGAGGCUGUGCCUGGCCACCAGCUGCCCCCCACCCCCGCCAUCCGCCCCCCCCCCAGGCUGCCCGUGUCCGCCGCCCUGUAAUAUAAGUGCUCGUUUGGGUCCAGGGGACGCCGACCAAUCCGGACAGAGGAACCGACGCUCGGGGGGGCCUCGGGGGUGGGGUGGGGGGCUUGGAGCGAAGAAUUAAAACAAAAAACAAAGCCAACUGCCUCGUGGCGACCGGCCA